Schistocerca piceifrons (Central American locust) is the source of this 732-nucleotide messenger RNA. Its product is annotated as trypsin-7-like. The coding region runs from base 1 to 732 and encodes 243 amino acids. The record is from RefSeq and is a predicted model, not a curated record. The transcript is spliced from 3 exons. NCBI's taxonomy places the organism in Eukaryota, Metazoa, Arthropoda, Insecta, Orthoptera, Acrididae. Gene Ontology annotation, molecular function: serine-type endopeptidase activity. Gene Ontology annotation, biological process: proteolysis.
AUGGAAGCUAAUGAUGUUGUUGAGAGUUUUAUGGAGGUAACUAAUGGUGAGAUUAAUGCUGUGGAUGAGUAUCAGGUAUUCGUCGAGAUUAUUUCAAGUGAAAUAGUGAAGCCAUGUGAUGAUGAAGUUGGUAACUGUGAGCAUUAUGAUGAGGUAAAUGUGGUUAGUGCUGAGAAGUUGGGUUCGCACAACUGUGGAGCGUCCAUCAUCGGCUCCAGCUGGGUCCUGACGGCGGCCCACUGCGAGGACGGCCUCAGUCUCUCAUGGAUGAGUUUCCGGGUCGGCAGCUCAAUCCGAGAGAGCGGAGGCUCCGUCCUGCAGGCGUCUUCUGGCUUCCAGAAUGAGAUUUUCACUCUCAACGCUCAGGCGGUGGUCCUACCCUCUGACGGCUACGACCCGGCAGGUGGUCUGGCGGUGACUGUGACCGGCUGGGGAGACACCAGGACGGGGGGACCUGCAGCCGCCAACCUUCAGAAGGUCGACAUCAGCAUCGUGGACCGCAACGCCUGCAGAAACAUCUUCGCCAAAACUAACACUGUGACCGACCGCAUGGUGUGCGCUGGUCAGGCCGGCCACAGCGUCUGCAACGGAGACUCUGGCGGCCCCCUGGUCAGCGGAAACACCCAGGUGGGCAUCGUCUCCUGGGGAUCGAGGACCUGCGAGUCUACGCCCGGAGUCUACGCCAACGUUUUCAACCUGCGCUCCUGGAUUCGCUCUGCAGUUGGUAUCUAA